GAUAACUAUUCACCAUAUAUAGUUACCGUAAAAGCCAACUGAACUGUUGAUUGGCUUGCUAAUGCUGGAGUGGAUUUAGAGCAUCGGUUUAAGCUCUUUGAUCAAGACGGACCCUUCAGAUCUUUGUGCUAAUCUAUUGGAGGACUUGGGAGGAGGUACUAUUACAAGGAAGGUUCCGGGCUUUGGCGGCUUGAUUACUUGUUGUAGUCUUUUUGUUUUUGUCGUUUUGUGUUUGGUUUUUUUCCUGCCUUUUUAAUUUCUAGUUUUGCUGGUUUCUCUUGUUUUUCAAGGGCUGCUCCUCCUUCAUCAAAAAAAAAAAAAAAAACAAACUAUUUUAUGUUAUUCUUCUUAAUUAAGAAAGACACUAAUUAUUAAUAAAUAUUACUAAAAUAACAACCGAUAUUAUUGUUUUUUUAAAUCUAUUAAUUAUUAUUGAAACAAAAUAUGCUGACAUUAUUAAGGGACACAUGUCAACUUCUCAUGAAAAAUUUUCCCGCCUAAACUAUUUUUGACAUAAUUUUUUUUUUCCUCUCUUUAUUUCCUUCUAAGUUUCAAGACUAAAAAAAAUACAAUACUUCUUUCAAAAUUAAUUAAUCAAAUUAUAAUUACACUUUUUUCUAAUAAAGAAUAUUAACAACCAUUUUAAACAAAUAAUAACUAUUUAAUCCGUUCAACGCACUGGACUAAACUAGUAAAUAAAUAAAUAUCCUUUCUCAAAAAAAAAAAAAAAGAAAAAAAAAAGGUUAAAUACCCUAACUCGAUCAGGCGAUCAUUAAGAAAAAGAAGUCAAACAAAAACAUCCCUCCAUAACAAACUCAUCUUCACUUCUUCAAUUUCAUCAUUCUCAUUUUUCAGUUUUCUUUUCGUUGCUUUUUCUCACAAAAAACCAUGGUUAUUGAUUUUCAACAAUCAAAUUCCGAUGACAUUCAUUCUCAUCUUCCCAAUCAAGUUACGCAUUUCAACUCCGGAAAUAAUAGGAAUGCAUCUGGAGAUCAAUAUAAUGGAGAAAUCAAUAUUGACUGCAACAAGUUACAUCAUAUAUAUUGUACCUGUGAGAAUUGGAAGUUUAUGCCCGAUGAAGUAAAGCUUGAAUAUACAGACAUAGAAGAAGUUGGAAAAAGUAUUUCUGAAGUGGUGAACAAUAUUGUAUUGAAGAACUCAGGUAAUGAUAUGACACAUCCCGAUUUAGGGGUUUUUCUCUUCUUUUUAAAUACUGUAACAAUAAUGGAAUGAGUAUUGUUAAUUUCUGUGCCAUUUUUCAAGAA
This is a messenger RNA of Chenopodium quinoa (quinoa), 1265 nucleotides long. RefSeq lists its product as uncharacterized. NCBI's taxonomy places the organism in Eukaryota, Viridiplantae, Streptophyta, Magnoliopsida, Caryophyllales, Amaranthaceae. The record is from RefSeq and is a predicted model, not a curated record. The coding region runs from base 889 to 1233 and encodes 114 amino acids. The transcript is spliced from 2 exons.